UAGGCCACAGAUGAGGUUUCACAACAGAAACCGAAUGCAGAGAGAGGAAUAAAAACCACUUUGCUGCAAGGCUGGAAUUGGGCUAGGAAGAGCCCAGGCUGCCUCUGCCCGGCAUGGCACACGGCCCGGGGAGCUCUGCCCUGCUGCCCAGCACGGAAGUGCAUGCACGAGUUGGGCUGGCGGUGCUGUUGCUCGUGUGUCCUGCAUGGUUGGUCCCUUGACCCGGAGUUCGGCUCAGCUGGGCAGAAAUGUCAAAGACGGAUCGAGGACUGCCUGCCCCCGCUGGAGAGCUCGCCCGCCAAGAGGUUCUCCCCCUCCAAGCGCAAGCAGCACUACAUCAACCAGGCCAUCCGCAACUCCGACCUCAUCCCCAAGGCCAAGGGGCGCAAGAGCCUCCAGCGUCUGGAGAACACCCGCUACCUGAUGACCCUUCUGGAGCGAGACGAGUGUGGCACCGACGAGGGGGACCUGGCUUACCCGGCCACCCCCAGCAUCUUCACCGAGGCUUGCAACAACGAGACCUACAUGGAGAUCUGGAACGACUUCAUGAACCGGUCGGGCGAGGAGCAGGAGAGGGUCCUGCUCUACCUGGAGGGAGAGGCCAAGAAGAAGCACAAGAGGAAGCUGCCCGUUAAAGCGGAGGACAAGUGGAAAGAGCACCCCGCCUACACGCCCCAGGAGUGCUUCCAGCGCAUCAGCCGCCGGCUCCGCUCCACGCUCAAGCGAGGCAGGAUCCCGCUGGGGACCCUGGAGGGCCUGGAGGAGGAGCUCCUGGGUUUUUUCUCUGUCACCCCCCAGUCCGUGUACACCGCGAUGAUGGACAACAGCUUUGAGCGGCUGCUGCUCCACGCGCUCUGCCAGUACAUGGACCUCGUCUCUGCCAGUUCCGACUUUGAAGGGAAACGCCAAAUGAAAGUGAGCAACAAGCACCGCGUCUUCCUGCCCCCGGAGCUCCUGCUCUCGGCCUACCUGGAGCAGAUGAGCUGAUACGCCGCGGACCCCCGCCCCUCCUGCUCCGACCCCGCUCCCUGCUGCCUGCCCGCCUGCCCCCCUUGCGCGGUGGCCUGGCCGGUGGGCGGCUUUGUGUGGAGCGGGGCUCAAUCCACAACGUGUGCCCUGCUUCAAGGCAUGAAAUCUCUUCCCUUCCCCGUCCCUGGAGCUCUGCAGGGAUCUCCCAAAACUCCUGUCUCUCCCCUGGGAGGCACAAACGUACCACAGGGUCUCUAGCUGGCUCUUUCCUCCCUUCCGGCACAGAGCCUGCUUGGUCUGUAUUAAGGAAGGCACCAGCUCCUUUCUUUGCAGAAGCCCUGGCAUCUCUGUCCCCGUGGUGGGGCCACCUCCCAGCUGUGUGCAGGUACCAGCCCCUGUGGGCUGCAACCUCUCUGGAUGUCCAGGCUGGGGGGGAGCAGGGAGAGGCACUGUUUUAUGGGUCAGUCUCACUCACAUUUUUGGGGCUCGUUUGGGCUAUUAAAAGCCUGUCGGAGGCUGCAGCAGCCUUACUCUGGCUUAGCUCCCCGCACAAGCUGCCCUGCUACCCUAAAUGCUUCAGGUAUUUAAAGUGAUCUCCAUAGGAUACGACCCCCCUGGGCUCUUCCCUGCACUGGAGAGGCCAGGUCUCUCCCGUAGGGUGGGUGAGCCUCAAAGGCGGGAUGAUUCGACCUUUCGAUCCUUGCCCUUGUGAUCGCAGGGGACUCCAGGGCCUUGACCUGCUGUGCAGACAUCGCCGCGCGCAGAUGGCCAGCCCCUGCACCUGCUGCGGGUCCGGCGGGGUGGAAGCAUUUCUAUUUAUAACCCAGCUGGCUCUAAAAAUAGGCGCGACGACUCCAGCCCCCUCCUCGUGCCAGUGGCGCUGCUGCCGGGGAAAUCUGCCCCGACGAUCAAACAGCUCCUCUUGCCUCUCCGCCCCUGCGAGCUGUGCAGCUGCAGCUGGGCAGCUCGCGGCCCCAUACCUAAGCCCAUGCUUGAAGCUUUAAACCUGGGCUUAAGUGCUGGGCUGCGUCUGGGGGGUGGUCCUCCGAGGAGGAGGAUUUCUCUCCUCCAUUUACAUUUUGCAAAUAGGUGGGGGGACGUCCCUGCAUCAGUGAUGCUGUCUGGGACGGGGGCAGCUGUGAGAGCCUGUGAUUAGUUUUUUGUGCCUCUCUUUUUCCCUCUCCCAGGGCAAGCACUCCUAAAGCCAGAGCAGCCCUGUGGAAAGCCUCUGCCCCGGCACUUGCCUCCCCGUGCCCGUCCAGAGCCAAACACUUGCCUCUUCAGGGGUCUGGGUCUUGCCGUAGCCAAACGGCCCCGAGCACUGCCUUCCUCCAGCUAAAGGCUCAUCUCCAGGGUUAGGUCCCAGGGGAAGGGGGUCUGUUUUAGCUCUCGUGGCAGCUCUGGGGGGACGGGCUGGGUGUUGGCACCAGCCCCGUCCCAUCGCUUCUCCCUGCAGCCUGGCACCGAAGCUGGGCUGCAGCAGCUGAAGCGUCAAUGCAGAGAGCAGCGAGAUUUAAUGCCAAGGGCUGGCUUUCUCUGCAGGGCAGGGCUCCCAUCCUUUUUAAAUGUAAUAUAGCGUGUCCUUUUUUUAUACAUAUUUGUGUGUGCGUGAUUUAACUCGGGCCCCGGCUGCCCCGCCGCUCCCAAGGUGGCUGGAGCUCAGCGUUGCAGCUCCGCCACCCUGGGCAGCUGGGCGCGCCGGGGCACGGGAGUGUUUCGUGCUGUGGUGCUGUGUGAAAUGGGCUUGGUUUCCAGCGCUGUAGGGCUGCAGACUGUGCCGCCUGUGGUUUUUUUAACGUGUACGCUCUGUGGGGUUUUUGUGCGUGUGUCUGUGUAUCAAGGGCUUCUCUUCGGUGUAUAUAGCAGCUGGUUUGAAAGGGACGCGCUGGGCUCGGGGUGCUGCUGCCUUGCACUUGUGUGCGUCACUGCUCACGGCUGUACAAAAGCCUCGUGCAUGCCCGUGCCGGGGGGGAGCUGGGGUGGGUCGAGGAUGGGGGGUCGUGGUGCUUCUUGCGCUGGGUGAUGGAUGGGGUUUGCUGCCUUUGCUGGGAUCGCUCCCGAUUCACCCUGGGUGCGAGCAGGAUUGGGGAGAGCAGGGCCGUGUCACACUUCACCACCACGGCAUCGAGCGCUGGGGGCAAGGAGGACUUGCUCCCCCAGCAGCGGGGAGCGAAUCGGGCCCUUUUAUAGCAUCUUCUGCUCCGAUCAAAUCCUCCCGAAGGCCCAGCUCUCCCAUGGGUCCCCAUCACUGGUGCCUCCUCCUUCCACCUCUGCCCUCUUGGCAAGCCAAAGUGAUCUUCGUGGCCCCGCCAGCGUCCCGUGCAGCCGAGCGCACACUGGGGCCUGCGGCGUGUGGCCCGUGGUUGUGUCGUUGCUUCGGGAGCAUGGCAUCACGAUUUCCUUCCUCUUAAAUGUGUUCGAUGCCCCGAAUCCAGCUCCAGCUCUUGCCACUGCUCCUUUUGCUGGUUGCUGUGGGGGGCUGGGCUGGGGAAGGCGAGGACACGUACAGAGCCGGGAGGCAUCUGCACGAGAACAAUAAACCAUGGUGCUCCGGA
Molecule: messenger RNA, 3524 nt
Organism: Alligator mississippiensis (American alligator)
Lineage: Eukaryota; Metazoa; Chordata; Crocodylia; Alligatoridae
Gene: R3HDM4
Product: R3H domain containing 4
Exons: 8
Coding region: 163-987 (274 amino acids)
Molecular function (GO): nucleic acid binding
Source: RefSeq, a predicted model, not a curated record